AUGGAAAAUUUUCUGAAAAGAAAAUUAUCAAUAUCCGAAUCUGACAGUGAUGACGAUGAAUGUGAAAAUCUAAUGAGUCAAGAUCAAUCUUUAGCCGAUGCUGAUGAUUUAAAAAACGAUCCUCAACUUCUAUUAAAGGUUUCAAUUUCAGCUGCUAGAUAUUUGUUGAAAUGUGAAAUACCUUUUCAUGUGGCUGAUGAGUCCGAAAUGCCUUUUCAAAGUGGAAUGUUCUUGGAAACAAUAAAACUUAUCCGAGAUACAUGUGAAAAUGUUCGUGAGGCAUCAUUGCAAAAUCCUGAAGAGAGUAAUCGAGUGGAGACUCUAAAGGAAAGAUGCUUACCGUUAGACUUGCAGGUCGGCGUUUGUGGAGGAGGGACGGAGGAAGACGCUGAGUCUGGAGAGGAAGAGGUUGGAGGACGACGAAGUGGCUGA
This is a messenger RNA of Lactuca virosa, 432 nucleotides long. The record is from the annotation of a GenBank genome assembly. NCBI's taxonomy places the organism in Eukaryota, Viridiplantae, Streptophyta, Magnoliopsida, Asterales, Asteraceae.